Messenger RNA from Cavia porcellus (domestic guinea pig), 2803 nucleotides. It is a transcript of the gene Rnase13, whose product is annotated as ribonuclease A family member 13 (inactive). The record is from RefSeq and is a predicted model, not a curated record. Lineage: Eukaryota; Metazoa; Chordata; Mammalia; Rodentia; Caviidae. Gene Ontology annotation, molecular function: nucleic acid binding. The transcript has 2 exons. The coding region runs from base 1048 to 1521 and encodes 157 amino acids. Gene Ontology annotation, biological process: defense response to Gram-positive bacterium.
UUAAAGGGGCAGACAGUUGGUAGUUGAGAAUAAAGAGAACCAGGAGCUUGGUUCUCUCCCUAGCAUGACAAAUUACUCAAGACCAGCUCACAGUGGGCGUCUGCAGGGUGGGGCUCCGGCUUGAGGUCAUGUCUCCUCAUGUCUAGGUUAUGCCUUGGAACUAACUGCUGAGCUUGAGUCAGCAUGCACAGCCUGCCAGGAGUGCUGACAGGGCCCGAGUCACAGCUGAGGGAUGUCGUUGUGAGAGGAGCAGGAUUGUUAACAGAGACCCGGAGGUUCUUGAUUCUCAGCCUGGUACUUUUGAUGGUUUGGUUUGGUGCUUUUGAGACAGGGUUUGGCUAUGCCGGGCCUCGAACUCACAUGUAGCCCAGGCUGGCCUGGAACUCUCAGCAACCUUCCUGCCUCUGGCUCCAGGGAUUCUAGGUGUGCACCACCACACCCAGCCUCAGCCCGACACUUUGGUGGGAGGCCCCCGUGCACAUACCUGGCCUCCUGAGCUCCCGUGACGGACCCUCUGUUCUCUGAGGACGGGGAAUAAGGAACACUUGGUUCCUCAGAAAACUGACAGUGCUUUUCUUGCUAUGGGAGCAGGGCUGAUGUGACGGAGCAAACAUCAAAGAAAGCCAAAGGACUUAGGGAUUUUUGGCAAGGAAGUUGGAACUAAGUGUUCUAAAGACACCAGAGAGGAGGAGAUCAGACAGCAGUGUCUCAUUCCUCCCACCUAUCCCACCCCCUCAGCACAGGGGCUGCUCAGAUUCAGAGGACACUUCCUCCUCCCAGACACCUCUUCACGGAGAAACUUCUGCCUCUGGCAAAGAGCAGCCUGCCCCUACCCAGCCAUCUUCAGCUCAGGGCUUUCAGAGCUCUCAGAGCUAUCUGAGAGUCCUCAGUCCAGUCUGCUCCUUUUAUCCUUUCUCUCUGUGUGUGCUUUUUGCUUUGUUUUUAGCAGAAAGGGUGCAGGCUAGUUACCUGGGAAGUGUCUCUUACGCAAGGACCAGCUGGAUUUCCUACUCUGCCAGUGCUGCAGCUCACAGACUGGCAGGAGGAAUGGCAUCUGCUGUGGCCCAGCGCCUCCUACUUCUUCAGCUUGUUCUAGGACCAACUCUGAUCACAGACCUCAAGCUGAGUCCCGCCGCGCAAGACUUCCUCAAGUUACACAUCGACUACCCCAAGGUUACAUACGCAGAUGGUUUCCGUGGUUACUGUAACGGAUUUAUGGCUUAUGUGAGGGGCAGAAGACAGCAUUGGUUCUGCCCAAAGAUCCAUUAUGUGCUGCAUUCCCCCUGGAAAGACAUCUGGAAAUUCUGCAAUUUUACCGACUACUACUGUGACGUUUAUAAUCAAUAUUGUACACUCACUCAGGACUCUUUUCCCCUCACAAUCUGCUCCCUGGCGCCUGAACAGCCAUCUACCAGCUGCUUCUACAACACCAACACAUCCAGACAAAGGCUCUAUCUGCUUUGCUCCCGCAAGUAUAAAGGUCACCCAAUAGGUAUCAUCAGCCUCUACCAGGGAAUGUAAUUUCUACACUGUCCCUAUCUCAUUCCCAUUUCUGCUUUUCUUUUUUUGUCUUUUUCCUUUUUAUCAGUACCAGGGAUCGAACUCAUGACCGCCUGCUUGCAAGGCAGGUGCUUAUGCCGCUGAGCUAAAUCCCCAGCCCCACAUUCCCAUUUCUUAAACUCUCAUUCCUGCAAUAAGCAGGGCCCAGAGAUAGGCUCUGGGAAGACAGGCAGGUAGGAAAAUGCGGGGGCUUUGAUCAGUGUGGAGAGCUGUACUGUCUUCUGUGUCCUUUCCAAUUUGUUUACCAGCUCCUCACCACCCCUAUUCUCCCACCAUCCCCCUGUCCCUCUCCCAGGGACAGUAAAACCCACCCAAGAAGCUGGCUGUGUCCACUUGGCAGUGCCUGUCCCUGCGCUGGGCCAGAUCCUGACUCCUGGACGGAGGCCCAGGCCCCCAGCUCACGCCAUAGCAACAGGCGUCUAGCUCCAGCACCACCCCCAAGCUCUGGUCUCCGUCUUCCCCACUUCCCCCCCCAACUGCCCACACUCAGAGACCCACAAGGCAGCAUUUCUAGCUACAGGAGCCUCUCUGAGAACCUCAUUUCCCCUCAGUUUCUAACCUGCUUCUCUCUGAGAGCCACUGACCCCUUCUUCAUGUCACCUGCCACUUUUCCUGCCUCCCACCAUGGAGCCUGGUGCUGUGUCUUUACCCACACUUGCAACUGCUCGGGCACCCUGCUUUCUUUUCUAGUCUCUUCCUUCAGUCCCCACUUUGGUCAACUGGAAUUUCAAGCUAUCUUCUGUCUCCCGUUCCUGCCAAGGUUCCUGCAUCCCCUUCCUUCCAGGAGUUCCUCUUGAAAUUGUCCAAAUUCCAAGGUCUGCUAUUGACAAAGCAGUGUAUGAGGCAGGCCAAGCUCCAGUCAUGCGAAAAGUUUUGGUGGUGCUGGGGAGCAAAGCUAAGGAGUCACACAGGCUGGACAAGUGCUCUACCACAGCUCUUUCCCCAGGCCCUACUCAAACAAAGUUUGAAAACCAUAUCUGAGUUAAGAUAGUUACUGCACCAAGCAUGGUGGUGCAUGCCUAAAAUCCCAGAACUCUGGGAGACUGAGGCAGAAAGUUCCAGGGCAGUUUAGCAACUUAGCCAGAACCUGUCUCAUUCUAUCUCAAAAAUCAAAAUGAAACAAAACAGACAUAGAACCAUUACAGUCAACUGGAGGAAGGGCGAGCCUUUCUAUUUUUAACAACUGCUUGUGAAUCUGUAAUCAUUUCAAAAUAAAAAGUUAAAAAUACAUUUGAUUAGUUCA